This is a messenger RNA of Strongyloides ratti, 1821 nucleotides long. RefSeq names its product Transmembrane 9 superfamily member 4. Gene Ontology annotation, cellular component: membrane. Gene Ontology annotation, biological process: protein localization to membrane. The transcript is spliced from 3 exons. The record is from RefSeq and is a predicted model, not a curated record. Bases 1 to 1821 code for a protein of 606 amino acids. Lineage: Eukaryota; Metazoa; Nematoda; Chromadorea; Rhabditida; Strongyloididae.
AUGUUUCUAUAUUUUUUUCUUGGUUUGUCUUUCAUAUUGACAUCUCAUUGUUUCUAUGUUCCCGGUGUAGCACCUGUUCAAUUUAAAAUAGGAGAUCCUAUUGAAAUAAAGGGAAUAAAAUUAGAAAGUACUAAGACUGGUCUUCCAUAUGAAUAUUAUAGUGUACCUUUUUGUAAACCACCUAAAGAUAAGUUACAUUAUAAAUCUGAAAAUAUUGGAGAGUUAAUGAGAGGAGACAGAAUUGUAAAUACUUUAUAUAAUGUUCAAAUGAAAAGAGAUGUAGAUUGUGCAAGUGUAUGCCAAACAACUAAUGUAUUUACAAUUUUUAAAGAAGAUUCUUAUGUUUUAAGAAAAAGAAUUCAGGAAGAUUAUCAUGUACAAUUAUUAGUUGAUAAUUUACCAUGUGCUACUAAAUUUAAAGAUCCAGAAACAGGUGAAAUAUUUUAUGACCAUGGUUAUAGAUUAGAUAUUGUAUUAAAAUAUCAUGAACCAGAACCUGAUGUUUAUAGAGUUGUUGGAUUUGAAGUUCAACCAAAAAGUAUUAAUUCUGAUAGUUACUCUUUUUCAAGUCCAUUCCAAUGUUCAAUUGAUCAAAGUAAAGGCCCUCAAGAGGUUAGAGAAACUCAAAAUUACAUUCAUUGGACAUAUUCUAUUAAAUGGGAAGAAAGUGAUAUCCCAUGGGCUUCAAGAUGGGAUUCAUAUUUAAAUAUGAAAGAUCAUAAUAUACAUUAUUUCUCAAUUUUAAAUUCAAUUAUAAUUGUUGGAUGCCUUGCCGGGUUUUUAAGUGCAAUCAUCGUAAAAACAGUUAGAAGAGAUAUUGCUACAUAUAAUAAAAAUGAAGAAAUGGAAGAUACAUUAGAAGAAAGUGGUUGGAAAUUGGUACAUGGUGAUGUUUUUAGGCCACCUCGUCAUCAAAUGAUUUUAGUUAAUUUUGUUGGAUCAGGAAUUCAACUUAUUGGUAUGAUUGGUAUUACAGUUACUUUUGCUAUGUUAGGAAUGUUAUCACCUUCAUCAAGAGGUUCAUUAGCUACUGCUGCAAUCUCAUUAUUCUGUCUUAUGGGAUUGAUUUCUGGAUAUCAUGCAGGAAGAUUAUAUAAAACAUUAAAAGGAAGAAAUCCAAAACGAUGUGCUUUUCAAACGGCAACAUUAUUUCCAGGGAUUAUUUUAUGUUCAGGUUUUAUUCUCAACUUUUUCUUAAUUUCAAAAAAUUCUUCCGGUGCCAUACCAUUUACAACAAUGUUAACAUUACUUUUCUUAUGGUUUGGUGUUGAUUUACCUUUAGUAUUUUUAGGUUUCCAUUUCGGAUACCGUAAACAUCCUUAUCAUCAUCCUGUUAGAACAAAUCAAAUUCCACGUCAAGUUCCAGAUCAACCAUGGUAUUUAAAAACUAUUCCAUCUUCUUUUCUUGCUGGUAUUUUACCAUUUGGUGCUAUAUUUAUAGAAUUGUAUUUCAUUUUUUCUGCAAUAUGGGAAAAUCAAUUUUAUUAUCUAUUUGGUUUUCUUUUUAUAGUUUGCAUAAUUGUAUUUGUGGUUUGUUGUCAAAUAGCUGUUCUUGUAACAUAUUUCUUAUUAUGUGCUGAAAAUUAUCAUUGGUGGUGGAAAUCUUUUGUUAUCUCUGGUGGAUCAGCAAUUUAUGUUAUGGCUUAUUCAGUUUUCUACUAUUAUACAAAAUUAAAUUUAAUUGGUUUUGUUCCAAUGGUAUUAUAUUUUGCAUACAGUACUCUUAUUGCAUUUUCAGUAUGGAUAAUGACAGGAUCAAUUGGAUUUUAUGCUGCAUAUUAUUUCUUGUUAAGAAUAUAUUCAGCUGUAAAAAUUGAUUAA